GUCGCGGUAGUCCCCCUCUCUCCUCCUCUGAGCUCUGUUUACCAGUCCGGUGGUCUCCGUCCGUCCCCGGUGCCGCUGUGAGUCUUUGUCCGCUGAAACAGUGAGGAUGUGCGGGCUGCAGCUGCUCCGGGAGUCGGUCCGUGAGCGGAUGAUGUCCGCCGCGGAAGCCUUCCUGCUGCAGCUGGAAAAAGGAGCAGCAGAGGCGGCUGGAGUCCCGGCGCUGAGGGCGCUGCUCACCGAGCGGCUAACGGCGGCGGCGGAGGAGAUCGUGGCUCUGCUGGAGGAGACCGUGGCGGAGUACGAGGAGCGCGUGCAGCGCUCAGAGCGGGAAAUCUGCCGCCAGAGGAGGCUGCUGGAUGCCGUGAUGAGGAUCCACAGAGCAGAUGACCAUCAGCCGUUGGAGAGUAGAGGCGACGUUCCCCAGGAGGACACCGAGGCCCCGCCCAUUAAAGAGGAGCAGGACGAACUGUGGAGCAGUCCAGCUGACGGGACUAAGUUCCCUUUCAGUCCUGUUCUUGUGAAGAGUGAAGAUGAUGAUGAUGAUGAAGAGAAACUCCAGUCUGCACAGCUUUAUCAGAGACAAAGUGAAGAGGAGUCAGGAGCUGAUGGAGAGGACUGUGGAGGAGCAGGACUGGAGAGGGACUCUGGUUCAGAGGGACAUUUACCACCAAAGACUCAGGUCAAGACUAAAGUCUCCUCUAGGAGUGAGACUGCAGACGGAGCUGAUGACUGGAUCAGUACCAGACAGCCUGAGUCUAACAGUAACUCUGUGACUGAUGAAGGAGGGGGCACUCCAGAGGAACCCCUCGUGUGUUUUAGAGAAGCAGAGUCAGACGGGGACUCUGAUCCAACGACAUGUUUAGGACCAGUGAGUGAAGAGAACUCCAUGGACUCUGCAGAGACUGACGACAGUGAUUUAAAGUGGACUCAAACAAGCGGUCAGUCGGGUUCAGACGGUCAGAAACACAGUGAAGCUGCUGAGAGCGACUUAGGAUCUCCAGAGAAGGAGCGGCCUUUCCCGUGCUCGUACUGCGGGAAGAGAUUCAGCCUGAAGGGGAAUCUUAACCGACACAUCAGAGACCACACUGGAGAGAGACCAUUCCCCUGCAGCAGCUGUGAGAAAUCCUUCAAAGACAGCGGAUCUCUAACGGCUCACAUGAGGUGUCACACCGGAGAGCAGCCGUACAGCUGCCUGUUCUGUGGGAAGAACUUCAGUGGGCGAGGGAACAUGACCCGACAUAUGAGGAUCCACACUGGUGAGAAACCCUUCACCUGCACCCUCUGCAGUAAGAGUUUUCACGUCAAAGAACACCUGAACCGCCACAUCAAGUACCACACUGGGGAGAAACCCUUCAGCUGCUCCGUAUGUGGGAAAGGAUGUGCCCAGAAAACAGACCUGAAGAAACACAUGAGGGUUCACACUGGGGAGAAACCGUUCAGCUGUCCAUUCUGCGGGAAAUGCUGUGCUGAGAAAGGAGAUCUGACCAAACACAUGAGGGUCCACACCGGAGAGAAACCGUUCAGCUGCAACAUCUGUGGGAAAAGCUGUGCCCAGAAGGGGAGCCUGAAAAUUCACAUGAGAGUUCACACAGGGGAGAAACCAUUCAGCUGUUUGGUCUGUGGGAAACGUUUCACUGUGACCGGACAUCUGAAGAGACACAUGAAGCUGCACAUGGCAGCUGAUGGUCAGGAGGCGGAGCCUACAGAGACAGAGCCAACCAAAGGACAACAGGAAGUGGGGUCUGUUGAUCUGAUUAAGACAUAGCAGGGGAAGGAUUCAGGUAUCUGAACAUGUUCAACAUGGUCUCAGACUCAUGGCGAUCACCUCUUUAUCACUAAGGGACAGCUGUUGAUCACUACAGAGGGGGAUCAAAUCUAUCAGUACGACUUUAAUCCAUGAUGUAAAAUAUAAGAUGUGUAGUGGAGUAAACAGAGGAGCUGCUUCCCACCACACUGAUAAAAAAGAUGUCUGCCUUCAUCAUGUCGCUCUCUAACAAGCUGCUCACUUCUGUGUGUUUGUUUUUACUUAAAUGGACUGAUUCAUGUUAAAAGUCUUUGACUUUUGCAGCACUUUUCUUGUCUUUUGGCCACUCUAAGCGCUUUAACACUACAUGUCAUAUUCACACUCUGACAACAGAAGCUGCUAUUCUAAAUCCCUACCUGCCCGUCAGUGUUACUCAAACAUCCUCCACAUGUGACUGCAGGAGCUUGGAAAGGAGCCUCCAACGUUCUGGUGCAGUGAUGACCUGCUCUACAGCUGAGCCACCGCAGACAUCAGAGAUAGACUGUUUGUGAAUGAGAUGAUGCUCAGUUCAUCUAAAUCCGGAUUAUCUGGAUUUUUAAGAUCUGGAUUGUUGUUUAAAUUUAACACCAGCCUGUCAGAUGUCUCACAGUUUGGAUUCAAAUUCUUAUUAAACACAAAGAUUCACAAACAUCAUGAUCGUGAUGUGGUUAAAAGGGGAGGAGCAUUAAGACAUGCUGACUUUAUGAAUAUAAACAAUAGUGUCUUAUAUUUCUGUUUUACAAAGAAACAAACUAGAUUUAUACAUUCAGAUAUAUGUGAACAUAAAGAUUCCCAUGUAGGCUGCUGUUGUUAUCUGUUGCGUUUUGUGAAAUGAUGUCAAACAGCUGUUUUAUUUUCCUCUGGAGUUUUGUUUUUUGCUGCCUGAGGCUUGAGCUUUUUUUGGAAUGAAUUUGUUUGUUUCUCCCACUCAUUUGGGAUUAGUGAGACCAGGUAAGUUUUUAUAACAUUUCAGUCAUCAAGAACGGAGAGAAUUAUUGUGUAGCCGUUUUAAAUUAGACCUCAAGGAACUCUUCAUGCCAAGAAUAAACAUUUCUACUAAAGUUCUGAAACAAAUUCUCCCAAACAAAGAAAUUUACAUAAAAUGCCAAAAUUUUCAAGGCAAAUUUCUCCCAAAACCUCCAAUGAAAAUAUGCAAAUAUAUCCCUAAAAUUACUGUGAAAUAUUGAAACGGUGAUGUAGACCAAGAGGACUGUUAUUAGAGAUGUGGAGAACAGUGCAGCCAAUGACCACUACCCAGAGUACGUGAUGUGACAGUAGCAGCCUACAUGUUUUUAUUUGUUUAUAUAGAAAAUCUCAUGUAUAACAUACAUACAACAGAAGCUAAUGCUAAUCCAAUGAGGACAAUAAGUCUUAAUGUGAAGAUAUUUUUUAAAAGGAAACAGCCAAGUUUCAUUUAUGUCCUUCAAACAGAAAGAGAUGGAGAAACCAGACAAGUGUCUGAUAAACAGGAAGGAUUAAUCUUUGUUUUACCAGUAUUAUUGAUUUUAAUCAGCCAACCCCUUCACCUCUCUCCACCAGAAGCCUUAAAUAACUUAAACAUAAAUGCCUGGCCAAAGAAACCCCUCUAUACUUAGGUAACCAAUACGUGAAUGAAAUGAGUCUACCAGAACCGGUAACUUUAACAGAUAAAUUCACACAGAGGAGUUGUAUGUGUAUGCUGUGUUUAUUUAUUAUUAUUUGUUUAUUUUAUUUUUCUAUGAUAGCAGUAAUGAAAAAGGUGGGAGCGUGUUAAAUCACAUUUACUGGGCAGCAAAAGAAAAGCUAGAAAAAUAUAAGAGUAAAGAUCUCAACAUGUUUGACCUUUUCUAUUUUUGUAAACCUAAAUACUG
Cheilinus undulatus (humphead wrasse) is the source of this 3633-nucleotide messenger RNA. Its product is annotated as zinc finger and SCAN domain-containing protein 2-like. Lineage: Eukaryota; Metazoa; Chordata; Actinopteri; Labriformes; Labridae. The record is from RefSeq and is a predicted model, not a curated record. The transcript is spliced from 2 exons. Gene Ontology annotation, molecular function: RNA polymerase II cis-regulatory region sequence-specific DNA binding; DNA-binding transcription factor activity. The coding region runs from base 107 to 1765 and encodes 552 amino acids. Gene Ontology annotation, biological process: regulation of transcription by RNA polymerase II.